Messenger RNA from Zingiber officinale, 1463 nucleotides. Its product is annotated as equilibrative nucleotide transporter 1-like. Lineage: Eukaryota; Viridiplantae; Streptophyta; Magnoliopsida; Zingiberales; Zingiberaceae. The transcript is spliced from 2 exons. The record is from RefSeq and is a predicted model, not a curated record. Gene Ontology annotation, molecular function: nucleoside transmembrane transporter activity. Gene Ontology annotation, cellular component: plasma membrane. Gene Ontology annotation, biological process: nucleoside transmembrane transport. Bases 48 to 1331 code for a protein of 427 amino acids.
CUAAGCCAUCGGGCUGAGAGAGAGAGAGAGAGAGAGAGAGAGAGAGGAUGGGCGGAGAAGGGAAUGACGAAAGGGCAGGACUUCUCCUUGAGGCGGCCGGCGGCGAGGAGUCGCCGACGGCGUACUCGGAGGAGGCAGUUGCUGAGGCCGCACCGAAGGACGCUUUCCGAUUGGCGUACGCGGUGUACUUCAUCCUGGGGGCGGGGUUCCUCCUGCCGUGGAACUCCUUCAUCACCGCCGUCGACUACUUCUCCUACCUUUACCCGGACGCUCCCGUCGACCGCGUCUUCUCGGUUUCCUACAUGCUCACAUUACUCCUCCUCCUCCUCCUCAUCGUCGGUUGGGCCCACUUGUCAAGCGCCCCGCUACGCAUCAACGCCGGCCUCGCUCUCUUCGUCGUCUCUCUGCUCGUCGUCCCGAUCAUGGAUGCCGCCUACGUCAAGGGCGUGAGGGGUCUUUAUGGAGCGUACGAUGUCACUGUCGGUGCCGUGGUCCUAUCCGGUAUAGCCGACGCCCUUGUCCAGGGUGGAGUAAUCGGAUCCGCCGGAGAGCUCCCUGAGAGGUACAUGCAGGCGGUCGUCGCCGGCACUGCCGCUUCUGGAGUACUUGUUUCAGCUAUGAGAGUAUUUACGAAAUCCAUUUAUCCUCAAGAUGCUCAUGGCUUGAGACAAAGUGCCAAUUUAUACUUUAUUGUGAGUGUUGUGAUGAUGGUCAUCUGCAUCGCUUGUUACAAUAUAGCCGACAGGCUUCCGGUUGUUCAGUACUACAAAGGCAUCAAACAAGCAGCUAUGAAAAAAGAGAAGACCGAGAAAGGCCCCAUGAGUGGAUCUGUAUGGAGAUCAACACUGUGUCACAUUGUUGGAAGGAUCAAAUGGUCUGGUUUUGGGAUCAUGCUCAUAUAUCUCGUCACACUAUCAAUUUUCCCUGGAUAUAUUACAGAAGACGUCCAUUCUGAGACCCUGAAAGACUGGUACCCAAUUAUUCUCAUUGCCGGAUACAAUGUGUUUGAUUUGGUUGGGAAGUCCCUGACCGCAGUUUACCUCCUGGAGAAUGAAAAUGUUGCAGUCGUUUCCUGCAUCGUGAGGCUUCUGUUCUACCCACUGUUCUUGGGUUGCUUACAUGGCCCGAAAUUCUUCCGCACCGAAGUUCCAGUGACAAUCUUGACAUGUCUUUUAGGUCUUACAAAUGGGUACUUGACCUCUGUGUUGAUGAUACUAACACCAAAAUCUGUGCCAAUACAACAUUCAGAGACCGCAGGAAUUGUGAUAGUGCUGUUCUUAGCAAUUGGCCUGGCUUCUGGUUCAAUUGUUUCAUGGUUUUGGGUCAUUUAAGAAGCACUUGUGCUAUUGUAAAAUGCCUCUCAUCUUCUCCUUGUUUCACAAAGAUUAUAAAAUUGUCAAAAAUAUAACAAUGAUGUUUAUUAUGACAUUGCUGUUGGUAUUUAAUCUCCUGGUUGUGGUGUA